Eutrema salsugineum is the source of this 2976-nucleotide messenger RNA. RefSeq lists its product as uncharacterized. NCBI's taxonomy places the organism in Eukaryota, Viridiplantae, Streptophyta, Magnoliopsida, Brassicales, Brassicaceae. The transcript has 2 exons. Bases 53 to 1582 code for a protein of 509 amino acids. The record is from RefSeq and is a predicted model, not a curated record.
AUUGACGCCUGGUUCUUCUUGAAUUUUGCAAGGAACAACUCAAUCAGCCACCAUGGCUGAAUCAGAAGAAGAAGAUCAGUACCAAUCUGAUGGAGACCAAUGGAGUCAAAGAGAAGAGAGUUUAGUCUUGUCUGAUGAGGAGGCUGAUUAUGAGUCUCCACCGUGGCCAGGAGAUGACGACUUAAGUUCUUACUAUGGAGAAGAGUCUGAUAAAGAAGAGCUUGAGCCAGACCCACCAUAUUACAGCAGAGUCAACACCAAUCAAUCAGCUUGGUAUAGAGAUGAAGAGACAGACCGAGAAGAAGGUGUAGAAGGUGACCAGGAAGGAGACACUUGGCCGGAGGAAACUGAGUCUCAACAUCACGAAGGAGACUACAACACGGAGCCAGAAGGCAGAGACGACUCAGAGCAUAGAGAUUUCGCUCAUGGAGAAGAAGGCCAAACCUUAGAACCUUACCAAAGGCCAUGGUGCGAAAUAACUGAUUCUGAAAUCAGCUCAAGAGAUGGUGACGGCUUUGAUGGUGAUGAUGAGCCUUGGGAUCACGAGUCUGAGCAAGAAGAAGAUUGUGUUGACAAGUCAGAGCAUGACAAGAAGAAACAAGAUCAAAACAAAGCAGACAACAACAACACCACCCUACACGAACCAUACAAUGCAACAACAGAUGAUGAGGCAGAUUAUGAGCCACACCACAUCUAUUUUUCAGGUCAUAAUCAAGGUCCAGAAGCUUACCUACAGUGGGAGAAUGAUAUGGAGCAUUGGUUUAGGUCCAUCAACAUACCAAAGGAAGAGAGACUCAACUACGCCAUUAACUCACUUAAUGGAGAAGCUUCUACAUGGUGGAUACAAGAAGAAGCUCUGGCCAACUACAAAAAUUCGGCCUUCACUUGGGGUAACAUCAAGCAGCUUAUGUACAGGGAGUUUGUCCAGAAGUCCCACAACCGCAGCUAUACCCCUAAGAGGUCACUGUUUCAAACAACUACUACAAGCUGGAUACCAACACCAAAACUACAGCCUGUUUCUAAGCACAAGUUGGAGAAAGCUUGCUUUCAUAUUCCAAAGAAAGCGCUCCAGAACACUUUGGAGAAGAAGACCGAGGUUAAGAAGCCAGAAAGAACAAAAGAAGCUAAGCCAGCCCCAAAGGAACCCGACACAGCCCAUACACAGAGCACAAAACCGAAGCAUGAGACUCAAGGUAAAGAAAAGCAAUGUCUAGAACAUGAAGUGGAUCACACUGUAGAGGCAGUAGACCACGAGGCAGCUACUAAGAAAGAUGAAUUUGCCACCAGCUUCAUUACAAUCCAAGAAGAACCACCAGACUACAUGAUGAAUCCAAAAGCCGUGACAAUGAGAGAAACAGAGCUCAACGACAGUUCUGAUCAGGUAAGUAGUCAUUUAUCACCAUUCAGGAAUCCGAAUUCAGUGCUAGGCUCAUCAAAUCCAGGAGAAGUCAAAUUAAAAGAAGUUCUAUUAGAAUGCAUAUCAUAUAUAGAACCGGACAUGAAAAUUAGAUUAAAACGAGUGUUCCAAAAAGAAACAUGUCCCAUUGCUCGUACAAAUAUUUUGACUAUGAUAACACACUAGUUUCUUGUCCAAAAAGAAGAGGUACUUGCAGGAAAUGAUGAGGAGCUACAAGAAGUACAACCGCAAGAAAUCAAUGGAGAAGCAAAGUGUGACAUGGUGAAUGACUUGCUGCCCAAAGAAGCCAGCAUCAGACCUGACAGAGGCGUCAUUGUUUGGUUUCUGAUCAAAGAAGAACCACCAGAUGCCCCACACAACCGAAAUCCGAGCUGCAAGCAAACCAUGCCCCAAGGUCAAGAAGUUUCGAGGACGAAACUUUUCCAAGGGAGAGGGUAUGAUGUGGUCAUCGACCCAGCAAACCAUCACAAAGAGACCCCAAUGACCUUAGACAAACCAGACGGCCCAUCUGAAGCCGAGAGAUGCCUUAUAGAAGCUGAACCGGAGAAAACAAUGGAGCAUAAAGGCGAGCCCAACAGAAGCAGGGAUGAAAACUUGGAGUUUCACCAACCAAAUGCCAUCAAUGAAGGAUAUGAUCGAGCCAAAACACUUUUGAGUCGACCCAUAAAUGAAGAUUCUCAAGAAUCAACUCAAACUCAUGGCCAAAUCAUGUUCAAGCCACCCAAGAAGACCCAUGCGCCUUAUUCAGCACUGAUGAAGUCCGAGAUCAAGUGGUCCAGCUCGACCAACACUUGUAUUACAUUUCUAUCUCACUCAGUGAACGCCUCGAAGUGGAAUCAGUCGAAUUGGAGCUCAGAAGAAGGAGUUAUUCAGUUUACAAAUCAGGUGAUGUCUAACUUCCACGAUUUGGACAUAUGUGCCGUAAUUGAAGGUUUCCGAUUGAACCAGAAGGAUUUAAGCUGUGAACCAACUUGUUCCCUAUUCUUGAUUCAUCAUAGAAUCGGAGACAAUUGGAAUCAAACCAAUACCGGUUAUGGUUGGGAAGUUAUUCACUUUACAAGUUGGAAGAUCCAUUUCAGACCCAAUUGCGCAGCUAGGCUGAAGAUCGUACUCUACAGCCCAACUCAUCCACGUUCUAAGCCCAAAAUUACUUGGAGAAUAUUAUUUGGUCUUUCCUUGAUCCAACGAGCUCAAGAUCCGAAGAAUUGCCCGUUGGAUCCUCAAGUUACACCCAAUUUCCCAAAACGGGUUGACUUGGUUCCAUUUAUGGCAGGUCCGAGCUCUGACUGGUUUAGUUCACUAUCUACAAGGGUUUGGCGCCCAGGAGAGACUCUAAGGCAACUAAGGAAGCUUAGAAACACCUUCCCAUGCACCAGCACCCACAGGAUCAGGCGGAUCCUUCUGCAACUUCACUUGCCAUAUAUAGAUGCAUUCACACUUAGAGGAAUAUCUCACCAACGGCUCUUUUCUCUUGAAUGCUACAACUUGGACGUGUUUUAUGAAGAAACUAAUGUGCCAGAGAAGCUCACCUAUCCCCUCAAACCGUCCAGAUACAAAGG